AUGUAUAAAAUGGAAUAUUCUUACCUCAAUUCCUCUGCCUACGAGUCCUGUAUGGCCGGGAUGGACACCUCGAGCCUGGCUUCAGCCUAUGCAGACUUCAGUUCCUGCAGCCAGGCCAGUGGCUUCCAGUAUAACCCGAUAAGGACCACUUUUGGGGCCACGUCCGGCUGCCCGUCCCUCACGCCGGGAUCCUGCAGCCUCGGCACCCUCAGGGACCACCAGAGCAGUCCGUACGCCGCAGUUCCGUACAAACUCUUCACCGACCACGGCGGCCUCAAUGAGAAACGCAAGCAGCGGCGCAUCCGCACCACGUUUACAAGCGCGCAGCUGAAAGAGCUGGAGAGGGUCUUCGCUGAGACGCACUACCCUGACAUCUACACCCGGGAGGAGCUGGCGCUGAAGAUUGACCUCACCGAGGCGAGAGUUCAGGUGUGGUUCCAGAACCGUCGGGCCAAGUUUCGCAAGCAGGAGCGCGCAGCAGCCGCAGCUGCCGCUGCAGCCAAAAACGGCUCCUCGGGCAAGAAGUCUGACUCCUCCCGGGACGAUGAGAGCAAAGACGCUAAGAGCACCGAUCCUGACAGCACUGGGGGCCCGGGACCGAACCCCAACCCGACCCCCAGCUGCGGGGCAAACGGCGGCGGCGGCGGAGGGCCCAGUCCGGCCGGAGCUCCCGGGGCGGCGGGCCCGGGGGGCCCGGGAGGCGAACCCGGCAAGGGUGGUGCGGCUGCGGCGGCUGCUGCGGCGGCUGCGGCGGCAGCGGCGGCUGCUGCGGCGGCGGCAGGAGGCCUGGCUGCGGCCGGGGGCCCCGGACAAGGCUGGGCUCCAGGCCCGGGCCCCAUCACCUCCAUCCCGGAUUCACUUGGGGGCCCCUUCGCCAGCGUCUUGUCUUCGCUCCAAAGACCCAACGGUGCCAAGGCCGCCUUAGUGAAAAGCAGUAUGUUCUGA
This is a messenger RNA of Arvicola amphibius (Eurasian water vole), 945 nucleotides long. It is a transcript of the gene Phox2b, whose product is annotated as paired like homeobox 2B. The record is from RefSeq and is a predicted model, not a curated record. Gene Ontology annotation, molecular function: RNA polymerase II transcription regulatory region sequence-specific DNA binding; DNA-binding transcription factor activity, RNA polymerase II-specific. Gene Ontology annotation, biological process: regulation of transcription by RNA polymerase II. NCBI's taxonomy places the organism in Eukaryota, Metazoa, Chordata, Mammalia, Rodentia, Cricetidae. The transcript is spliced from 3 exons. Bases 1 to 945 code for a protein of 314 amino acids.